Oikopleura dioica is the source of this 567-nucleotide messenger RNA. The record is from the annotation of a GenBank genome assembly. NCBI's taxonomy places the organism in Eukaryota, Metazoa, Chordata, Appendicularia, Copelata, Oikopleuridae.
AUGUCAAACGAACUGGCUGCGAAGCUGGCGAGACGAUGUCAGCUAAAUGAAGACAAGUCUGGGGAGAAGGACUUGGGCGCAAAGCUCAGCUGCAAUUACAGAAGUGUUUACGCAGAAUUCAAAGAGUUUCCACUAAAGAAGAUCAGAAGCCUUGAAUCGAAGUUCAAGCAAUUUGACCAAGACAAAGACAACGCGCUGAAUAUUGAAGAGCUGAAAAAGCUGAUGGAGGGCCUUGGCGAGCCGCAAACUCACAGGGCCGUGAAGGACAUGAUCGCUCUUGUUGAUGACGACAAAGACGGCAAAAUCAGCUUCAGGGAAAAACAGGAGGAAGGAGAACUUGAAAAUGACUCAGGCCUGGACAAACUUGCAAAGCUCGCUGAAAUUGACGUAUCGUCUUCUGGCGUCAGUGGAGCCAAGAACUUCUUCCAGGCAAAAGUGGCCGCGUUUGAACAAGAAUCGAAAAUCACAGAUGAAAUUCGUCAAGAAUUAGAGGCGAAAAAGCAAGAAGCAGAAAACGCCCGUCUCAGACGCGAAGAAUUCAAAAGAAAACAAAAGCUCUUCGGCUAA